Messenger RNA from Protopterus annectens (West African lungfish), 1353 nucleotides. It is a transcript of the gene KCTD12, whose product is annotated as potassium channel tetramerization domain containing 12. The transcript has a single exon. Lineage: Eukaryota; Metazoa; Chordata; Ceratodontiformes; Protopteridae. The record is from RefSeq and is a predicted model, not a curated record. Gene Ontology annotation, molecular function: protein binding. The coding region runs from base 209 to 1117 and encodes 302 amino acids. Gene Ontology annotation, biological process: regulation of G protein-coupled receptor signaling pathway; protein homooligomerization. Gene Ontology annotation, cellular component: presynaptic membrane; postsynaptic membrane.
CUUCGUUUCAGAGCUCACAUUUCCCUCCUACCAUCGCAGUUCAAGCACAACCCUCCAUAAAACCGUCAGUUAGGGCAGGGCUACUUCACACGUCUAUCUUUUGGUCCUGUAGGUAACAUCUUCACAGACUGAGCAGGAACAGAACUGCAAACAAACUUUGACGGUCUCGAACUUUGUCCGUCCGUCCGAUACUGCAUUCGUCUUCAGCAUGGCCCUGGCUGACAACAAAGGAUCGGGCUUGUCCAGUGGAGAUGCUGGGGCCCUGGGGUUCCCCGAGAUCGUGGAGCUUAACGUUGGGGGUCAAGUCUAUGUCACUCGCUACGGUACACUGGUGGCUGUGCGGGACUCGCUGCUCUGGCAUAUGUUCACCCAGAAAAAAGCUAAGGAGCUAGCCCGAGACAGCAAGGGGCGAUAUUUUCUCGACCGAGAUGGUUUCCUGUUCCGUUACAUCUUGGACUACCUGCGGGACCUGAAGCUUGUGCUACCUGACUACUUCCCUGAACGCAGUCGCCUGCAGAGGGAAGCACAGUUUUUCCAGCUCCCUGAGCUUGUCAAGUGUUUAAACCCUCUUAUCAGCAAGGAAAACUCGAUCACGGAAGAAGGGGUCUUCAGUUGCGCUAGCGACCCCGAACAAGAACUUCAGGGGAUGGGAGGUGCAGGAAUUUCUGUUGCUACUAUUGAUAUGUCCCGAGUGGCUUUAUCACCUGCUAGUAGCCCUGGAUCGAUUGCUCCCACACCACAAUCUCUGGAAACUAGGAGGUCAGGCUACAUCACCGUCGGAUACAGGGGCUCUUACACUAUUGGCAGAGACAUACAGGCAGAUGCCAAAUUCCGUAGGGUUGCCCGCAUCACAGUUUGCGGAAAAACCUCAUUAGCCAAAGAAGUAUUUGGGGAUACCCUAAACGAGAGCCGGGACCCUGAUCGCCCCCCUGAAAGAUACACUUGCCGUUACUAUCUGAAAUUUAAUUUUUUGGAGCAAGCAUUUGAUAAACUGGCUGAAGCUGGCUUCCAGAUGGUGGCCUGCAGCUCAACUGGAACAUGUGCUUUUGCCAGUAAUGACCAAAGUGAAGACAAAGUAUGGACCAGCUACACCGAAUAUGUUUUCUGCAGACAAUGAACAAGAUGUAAAUUCCGCCCCAGUGUGGAUUUCUGCUGAAACCUAACAUAGCAUAUUGGAUUACGUAUUUUACACUAUGUCUGCCAGUUGGCACUUUGUGGUGAAGACAAAACAGAGGCGGGGACCUUUAAAGCUUCAAAAUAGAGUUCCAACUAGAAUCUUUUCUUUCUUACUUUCGUCAAUCCCCCACGAUAUAUGUAAGACAACAGACAUCAUAAUGCAUUAUGUAUUUGAAA